Carica papaya (papaya) is the source of this 1360-nucleotide messenger RNA. RefSeq names its product crumpled leaf (gene CRL). The record is from RefSeq and is a predicted model, not a curated record. NCBI's taxonomy places the organism in Eukaryota, Viridiplantae, Streptophyta, Magnoliopsida, Brassicales, Caricaceae. Gene Ontology annotation, molecular function: lyase activity. Gene Ontology annotation, biological process: protein-phycocyanobilin linkage.
CCUGAACAUUCCAUUUCUUAUCGCGACAAACAUCAACUGGCUUUUAGAAGGUAGCUUCCUCCUCCUCUUGCAAGGAAAAUCCCUACUUCCAUCAAAACAUCUGUUCGCCUUACGAAUUCCGAUUUUCAUCGUUUUCAACUUGGUGAAAUUUACUCCGCUCCACCUUUGUUUGGGAAGUGAAAGGAGCGGUAUGGUGUUGUCUGGAUGAAUUGAAAGGGAAUUCGAAUAAAUGGGAACGGGCUCGGGCUCGGGCUCGGGCUCGAACGGAUGGGGCCGAGCUCGGGGAUUGGUGGUGAAGACGCUACUACUGAUUGGCGGCGCUGUCCUGCUUAAGAGACUCACCAAAUCAACCACUCGCUGGGACCAUACUCGCCUCGUCGCUCGCUCUCUUAGCGGCGAGAAGUUUUCUAGGGAGCAAGCAUCCAGGGACCCCGAUAAUUACUUCAAUAUUAGAAUGCUCACUUGCCCAGCAGCAGAAAUGGUGGAUGGUUCAAAUGUUUUAUAUUUUGAACAGGCAUUUUGGAGAACUCCUCAGAAGCCUUUUCGGCAGAGAUUUUAUUUGGUGAAGCCAUGUCCCAAGGAGUUGAAAUGUGACGUUGAGGUAAGUUCGUAUGCUAUUAGAGAUGUGGAGGAGUACAAAAAUUUCUGCGAUCGUUCGAAGGAUCAGCGCCCAUUGCCUGAAGAAGUUAUUGGUGAUAUUGCGGAGCAUUUGACAACAAUAUAUCUCAAGCGGUGUGAACGAGGAAAACGAUGCUUAUAUGAAGGUUCAACUCCCCCAGGUGGAUUUCCAAAUUCAUGGAAUGGGGCAAGCUAUUGUACAUCUGAACUUGCAAUUUUGAAGAAUAGUGAGAUACACAUGUGGGAUAGGGGCUACGAUGACGAUGGAAAUCAGGUAUGGGGGGUGAAAGAAGGUGCUUACGAGUUCAAACCUGCACCUACCUCAAGUUUCAAUGAUAUGCUUUCGCCUUUAAAUUUCCCUCUUUCACAGUCCAUAGAUAAAAGAAUAGAGGGCUCAUUUGUCUUGCAAGAAUGAUCUGUUUUACCUAUUACCAUGUCUGUAAAUUUUCAACUCCUUUAACAAUGUAAUGAUAUUUAUCUUUCUACCAAUCUUCUUUUGUAAUUUCAACAUCAAGAAUAACCGGGUUAGGACCCCUGUUACAAUGAGCAGGUCUGCGCAUGUAAAGAACUGCAGCAACCCUACCGUUAAUUGGGCAGAGUUUCACACCCAAGCCAUUCAGGCCAUUGACGCCUACGCUCCCCUCUGAAGGUGUAUGGUUUCCGGGGUCUGGUUUCUGCUUGUUUAACAUGCUCAUCACAUUUGACAUAGUAAAAGUAUAAUGGUUUCGUAUUAAUAUGACAA